AAGGGCCCUCCCAGCUCUGACAUUCUGUGUUCUAAGGGUCCUCCCAGCUCUGAUGUUUUGUGAUUUAUGUUUUCUGAGCUGAUGAUUCUGUUUUAACCCAAGUCUCCUGUCCCCUACUCCACUCUACCAGCUGCUCCCCUCCCUUCCCUCCUCUGUCUUGCACCCUCCCUUCUUGCUGCUAUGUCUUGCCAAAGGGAGCAGGCCUGACGCCCGGUGCUAUUUCCUGCUGGGCUCAUGGAAACCAGCUGGGCUGCUCCGAACCAGCUCCCUUAGGCCCCAUACCCCUCUCCCCUCUGAGGUGUAGAGAGGUUCCAUGGAGGCCUCAGGGGCUCUAGCCCCACAGCAUGAUAAGUUCAGGGCACGCAUGGUUUUGGAGACUUCUUUGGGCCACUUGAGACCCAGGAUGAACUCUCCAUUAUAUUGUAGUCUCUGCCACAGAAUGGGAGGCUGGACACCUGUGUUCUAAUUUCUCUCCCUCCCUCAGUACACAUGCUUACUUCCUUGGCUGUGCUCCGUGUUCUGUGUGUGUGUGUGUGUGUGUGUGUGUGUGUGUGUGUGUGUGUACUUGUGUCCUGAGGCAGGGGUUGUGGACGAGCUCUGGUGAGACAUCCCUCCCAGCAUCCUGAGCAGCCCCACCCCAGACCGUUCCUAAAGCAAAGUUGAGCCACCUCUGAGCUGGUGGGACCCAAGAGUCUGGCUCCCCAGCCAGGCCUGCUCAGGGUGAAGGAAUUGGCUGGGUUCAGGCCGCCUGGGCGGGGCCAAGAGGCUUUCAUUGGAGGGCCCAGCAGGCAGGCGGUGAGGAAUUCACAUGUGGGAGGACUUUACUGUACAAUCAUCCCGCCUUCUUCAGCCCUGUCCUUCCCUCCCCUCCCCAAGGCUCGGAGAGACUGAGAGAGCUAAAACUGGAUUCGGCCACAGACAGAGACCCAGACCCAGGAAACAGCUGCCCUGGGGGGUUCUCAGCCUCAGGGCCCUUUGUGUGGCUGUCACCACUACUGACCUCGAAGAGACACAGGCCCUGCUGGGCUGUGGGGCGGCCAUCAACUGCUACUCAGGGGACCCUGCAGCCCCCACGCCCUUGGCUGUGGCCAGGCAGGCUGGCCAGAGGCUGCAGAUGGAGUUUCUCAGGAACAACCAGACCUCUGAGAUGCCCCGGCUGGACCCAGUCAGCAUUGUGGAGAAGCAUUACUCUGUCAUUCAGCCCACCGUGAGCCACAGUGGCUUCCUCUUCAAGACGGCCUCUGUGGCCAAGCCCCUGCAGGAGCGCCGUGCCCGAGAAGAGUUCAGCCGACGCUGGUGUGUUCUCAGUGAUGGGGUCCUGAGUUACUAUGAGAAUGAGCGGGCUCUUGUGCCCAAUGGGGAGAUCCGAGCCAGUGAGAUCGUGUGCCUGGCUGUACCCUCAUCUGACACCCAUGGCUUUGACAGUACCUUCGAAGUGUACACAGAGACUGAGAGGAUGUACCUGUUUGGAUCAGAAAGCCCAGAACUGGCUCAAGAAUGGGUCAAGUGUAUUGCUAAGGCCUUCGUGCCCCACCACGUGGAAGAGCUGCUGUGCAGGGACUUUGAGCGUCUGGGCCGCCUCUCAUAUAAGGCCGGCCUCAGCCUGCAGCGGACCCAGGAGGGUUGGUUUGCGUUGGCUGGCUCCGAGCUCCGAGCAGUGUUUGAGGACAGCCCCGGCGGGGAGGCCCUACAGCUCCGAAAGCUGCAAGAGCUAUCGAUAGAGGGGGAUAAGGAAGUCCUUGUACUGGUGGAGAGGGGGAGGACCCUGUACAUCCAGGGGGAAAGGAAGCUGGACUUCACCGGAUGGCUGGGGGCCAUCCAGAAGGCAGCAGCAAGCUCUGGGGACACUCUGUCCGAGCAGCAACUGGGGGACUCUGAUAUCCCUGUCAUCGUCUACCGAUGUAUAGACUACAUCACACAGUGUGGAUUGACCUCAGAGGGCAUCUACCGUAAGUGUGGGCAGACGUCAAAGACACAGCGGGUGCUGGACAACCUGCGUCGGGAUGCCCGCUCUGUGCGUCUCAAGGAGGGGGAGCAGCACGUGGAUGAUGUUUCCUCUGCCCUCAAGCGCUUCCUGCGGGACCUACCCGAUGGGCUCUUCACCCGGACCCAGCGCUGUGCUUGGCUCGAUACGGCAGCAAUUGAGAAUGAGGAAGAGAAGAUUUAUAGGUACCAGGAACUCUUGGGGCUCCUGCCCCCUGUCAACCGGGCCACAGCGAAAGCCCUCAUCAGCCACCUGUACUGGUGA
Vombatus ursinus (common wombat) is the source of this 2248-nucleotide messenger RNA. Its product is annotated as arf-GAP with Rho-GAP domain, ANK repeat and PH domain-containing protein 1-like. The transcript has 10 exons. Lineage: Eukaryota; Metazoa; Chordata; Mammalia; Diprotodontia; Vombatidae. Gene Ontology annotation, biological process: signal transduction. Gene Ontology annotation, cellular component: trans-Golgi network; plasma membrane; cytoplasmic vesicle. The record is from RefSeq and is a predicted model, not a curated record. The coding region runs from base 809 to 2248 and encodes 479 amino acids.